AUGGCUCCCAGCGUGACUUCCUUUAGCACCCUUCGGGCUCGCACCUAUGUCCUCCGGCUACCGCUCUUCACCAGAAUCGUUCUCCUGAUCAUCGUUGUUGCCUCGAUUGCGGGCGUUCAGUCGGCCUGGGACAUGAGGCAAUGGGGCGCCUUGAUCCCUGACCAACUGUCCUUCACGUCUUCGUACCGAAUGAACACAUUCCCAUUUAUCCACAAAAAUUUCAUCCACGCGAUUAUGAAUAUCCUAGCUUUGGCCCCUCUGAUGGAACGCUUCGAGGCGGAAUUUGGUACUCUGACCUCAAUAUCGCUCUUCAUCGGACCUCUUACCACAAUUCCGGCUAUUCUAUACGUUUUGAUCGAAAGAUUCCUCUUCAAGGGGAAUGUCGGCGUUAUGGGGGCUAGUAUAUGGGUCUUCUUGCUCCUCGGCAGGGAGGCGAUUCGAACCUAUAAGACGAACCCUCAACUGACGAUUGCGACGUACUCGAUCCCCACAUGGACAACGCCCCUGAUCCUCAUCUUGGUGGUUACCGCUCUCGUUCCAGGUACAAGCUUACUGGGCCACCUUUGCGGCGUAUUUGUUGGAUAUCUAUUUGGCCUCGGUUACCUCAAAUUUCUGAGCCCUCCCGAAAAGGCCCUGCGAUGGGUUGAAUCAAAGCUGAACCUGCUGGGCCGCCUGCCUCACUAUGUGAGUGUAGAUCAAAAGACCUAUGGUCGCUUCGGUGUCUUGCCCUCAAGCAGUCAUGCCGGCGGCGGCAGCGCCCCUAUUGCGCUUGUUGGCACCACGCAAAGGCUUGGAUCCUGA
Colletotrichum graminicola M1.001 is the source of this 801-nucleotide messenger RNA. Its product is annotated as rhomboid family protein. The transcript is spliced from 5 exons. Gene Ontology annotation, molecular function: serine-type endopeptidase activity. Bases 1 to 801 code for a protein of 266 amino acids. Gene Ontology annotation, cellular component: membrane. Lineage: Eukaryota; Fungi; Ascomycota; Sordariomycetes; Glomerellales; Glomerellaceae. The record is from RefSeq and is a predicted model, not a curated record.